CGGGGCCGGCAGGAGGCGCCGUGGCGGCCGGGCGGGGUGAGGGGUUGGCCGCGGCCGCAUAAAAGCACCGCGCACGGUUGGGCCCCGCGUCGCCUUGAGAGACGGAUUCGCAGCGUCGGCAGCUCAGGAUGUCUAAAAAAAUCCAUGGAGGCUCUGUUGUGGAGAUGCAAGGAGAUGAAAUGACACGAGUCAUCUGGGAGCUGAUUAAAGAAAAGCUGAUUUUUCCUUAUGUAGAUCUGGAUUUGCACAGCUAUGACUUGGGCAUUGAGCAUCGUGAUGCUACAAAUGAUAAAGUAACUGUGGAGGCUGCUGAAGCCAUAAAGAAAUACAGUGUUGGCAUAAAGUGUGCAACCAUCACUCCUGAUGAGAAAAGAGUGGAGGAGUUCAACUUGAAGCAGAUGUGGAAGUCUCCCAAUGGGACAAUUAGAAACAUCCUAGGUGGCACUGUCUUCAGGGAGGCCAUCAUCUGCAAGAACAUUCCCCGCCUAGUGUCUGGAUGGGUGAAACCCAUUGUCAUUGGCCGUCACGCUUAUGGGGAUCAAUACAGAGCAACUGAUUUUGUGGUGCCUGGGCCUGGAAAAGUAGAGAUGACAUACACUCCAAAAGAUGGAGGCAAACCAGUCACGUAUCUGGUCCAUAAUUUUGAAAGCUGUGGUGGUGUAGCCAUGGGAAUGUACAAUCUUGACCAGUCUAUCAAGGAUUUUGCCCACAGUUCCUUCCAAAUGGCACUGUCUAAAGGCUGGCCCCUCUACAUGAGCACCAAGAACACCAUCCUGAAGAGAUAUGAUGGUCGCUUUAAAGAUAUCUUCCAAGACAUCUAUGACAGAGAAUACAAGUCCCAGUUUGAAGCCAAAAAGAUCUGGUAUGAGCAUAGGCUCAUUGAUGACAUGGUUGCUCAGGCCCUGAAAUCUGAAGGAGGCUUUGUGUGGGCCUGCAAGAACUAUGAUGGGGAUGUCCAGUCUGACUCUGUUGCACAAGGCUAUGGCUCUCUGGGCAUGAUGACCAGUGUGCUGAUCUGCCCUGAUGGUAAGACUGUUGAAGCAGAAGCUGCUCAUGGCACGGUUACUCGUCAUUACCGCAUGCACCAAAAAGGCCAGGAAACCUCCACUAACCCUAUUGCCUCCAUCUUUGCAUGGACAAGAGGACUAGCUCACAGAGCAAAGCUGGACAACAACACUAGCCUCAAGAACUUUGCAGUUGCCCUGGAAGAAGUCUGCAUUGAGACCAUUGAAUCUGGCUUUAUGACAAAGGACCUUGCUGCCUGUAUCAAAGGCCUACCUAAUGUCACACGCUCUGACUACCUGAACACCUUUGAGUUCAUGGACAAGCUUGCUGAAAACUUGAAGGGGAAGCUGGCCUCUCUGCACAAACUUUAAGGCAGGGUUUCUACUCAAGCUCCACUAACAAAGUGUCUGCCACUUACACCAGAGUUUCAGUGGCACUGUAUCACUGUGUAAUAUUUCAAAUAUUAGACAAAAAUGAACAUGUAUACUUUUUCAAAUGUUUAAAAGACCAUGUUUUCUUAAAUCCUCUGAAUUGCUGAGCUAAGCAGAUGAAUGUGACAGUAUUCAAGCUCACCAUGGGUCUGGAUCAUUGGUUCUGCUGUCAUUCACAGCAAACCUGAGGUUUCCCUCCAUGACUUCAUGAUCUGUACUUCUUUUCUCUCUUUCUCACAGACUGAAAGCCAAUCUGUGUCACAGCUCUGGUAAAACCAGUGGUGACUUCUUGUCCAACAGCCCUAAAGUCAGAACUGUCCUCAUCGUUCCAGUACUGUCCAUAAAGUACAAAUGAGCUCACAGGGCUAUGCAAGCUCUACUGCAGCCCCUUUUUUAUCUUCUAGUGCCAAGUAGAGCACAGUAUCCUGAUAAGGGAUUUGGUCCCAUUGCUACAGUUUGUACUGUAGCAUUUGAGAAGCACUUAGGAAAUGCUAGAAUCAAGCCCCAUAGGCUAAGAGCCUAAUAAAGCCAUGCUGUAGUGUCUGAAUGCAGGCCAUGCAUUUAGUUACACUCCUGACUGGAUGCAUGCAUAGGAAUUGUGUUUUCCCUCACACCACGAUUCAUAAAUGUGCAAAACUUUUCUCUAGCUGUCUGAGCUGUUACUUACACUUCCUAUUGUGAUACAGCAGGACAGACUAUAACUGUGAAAAACUGUUCCAUCCAGGGCUUUGUGUUGGGUUUUUGUUUUUUAAAGAAUAUUUAGUUCAGACUAAAAUAAAAGCCAAUUAACAUUC
Colius striatus (speckled mousebird) is the source of this 2230-nucleotide messenger RNA. It is a transcript of the gene IDH1, whose product is annotated as isocitrate dehydrogenase (NADP(+)) 1. The record is from RefSeq and is a predicted model, not a curated record. NCBI's taxonomy places the organism in Eukaryota, Metazoa, Chordata, Aves, Coliiformes, Coliidae. Gene Ontology annotation, cellular component: cytosol; peroxisome; mitochondrion. The coding region runs from base 129 to 1376 and encodes 415 amino acids. The transcript has 9 exons. Gene Ontology annotation, biological process: isocitrate metabolic process. Gene Ontology annotation, molecular function: magnesium ion binding; NAD binding; isocitrate dehydrogenase (NADP+) activity.